This is a messenger RNA of Penicillium alfredii, 1050 nucleotides long. RefSeq lists its product as uncharacterized. Gene Ontology annotation, molecular function: DNA-binding transcription activator activity, RNA polymerase II-specific. The transcript has a single exon. Lineage: Eukaryota; Fungi; Ascomycota; Eurotiomycetes; Eurotiales; Aspergillaceae. Gene Ontology annotation, biological process: regulation of transcription by RNA polymerase II. The record is from RefSeq and is a predicted model, not a curated record. Bases 1 to 1050 code for a protein of 349 amino acids.
AUGUACAUUGCUCAAGGUCCGUAUAUCUUUGCGGAGACGCAGCCGCGACGAGCCCCUCGCUCGGCCCCGUCAACAGAAGACUCUCCUCCAGAUGCUGACCGGGAUGCCUCGGGUAUAUUGGACCAUCUGCAUGGCUUGCAGACCGCCAAUCCAGCCGAAUUGAAUAUGGAACACUUGCAACUUGUUCUCCAGUGGAUCCUCCAUACACACAAAAUUCUCGCACGGAACGAAGAUACGCGGAAGGUAUGGGGGAUGACCGUGCUACAAGAGGGUCUACAGGCACCAUUUCUCGUGCACGGGAUUAUGGCCCUGUCCGCCCUGCAUCUGUCGCUACGUGGCGACGAGAAGGCAUCGUGGCUCAGCAUGGCCAUCGCCCACGAGAACCGCGCCCUGUCUAUGUUCUCCAAUCAGCUGGUGGAUAUCAACCCGUCCAACGCAAAAGCAUUGAUGAGUCUGGCGAGCCUAGUCGUGGCAUUUAGCUUUGGCAGUGCACUCACGCGGGACACUGACGAUGGCCCGAGUGUGGGGGCCUUGAUCGAGGUGUUUACCUUGUCGCGCGGAGUGCAGACAGAGGUCAACGGUGUAUUCGAAUUUCUGCGACAGAGUGAUUUUGCGCCGCUCUUUGAUAUUUCGCCGCCUGCUGUGAUAAUUCCUGACCAGGUUGCCAAGGCAUUCGACCAUCUCGAAGCCCUGAACGACCAGCACAGUCGAUGCUCACCACGCCACAAUCACGCCUCCUAUGCGCGGAUGAUCACACAUUUGCGAAAUCUCUCUGCCUACUCGUAUGCACUGCCGACCUCGAUGACCCUGGCUGCCGGCUUGGCCAUCAGAGCCCCAGCGGACUUUCUGGAUGAAUUGAAAAACCAUGAACCUUUGGCACUCGUGGUGCUGGCCCACUAUUGCUUAUUCUUGCAUCUGGCUCGCGAGAACUGGUGCAUUGGGCCCUGGGGAAAGAUGGUUCUGCAAGAAAUUCGGAGGCGAUUGAGCUCGGGGUGGCAACAUCAUAUAGAAUGGGCGGUUAGCGAAGUCUUGGACACGACGGAAUCAUGA